Spirodela intermedia is the source of this 12299-nucleotide messenger RNA. Lineage: Eukaryota; Viridiplantae; Streptophyta; Magnoliopsida; Alismatales; Araceae. The record is from the annotation of a GenBank genome assembly.
AUGGCUCUCCGGUUUGAGGUAUGGAGAGCUCCUUUUUCACGUCCUGGUGCAUUCAAAUUCGGUGACGUUGCUGCCGUUCUCAUAGCCUGGAUUGGUUUUAUGGCAACUUCCCUCUCCCUUAUGAAACGCCAGUAGCCAGUAGUUGAACAAUAAAAUUGAGAGGGUACAAUGUAUGAUGGAACAGGAGCACUGCGAAAAAUCGAAAGUGAUGACAAUACUAAACAAUCUCCAGAACAGGUAGAAAGAUGAAUAAGUUCUUUUUCGCUUUGCAUUGUUGGCAAUCUCAGAACAGUAAGAAAAACUGCCUUGGACAGUGAUGUGUUCUCUCCUUCGUUGCCUAAUUUGUGAAGUUUAGGAUUGUCCAAUGCACACCACAAUUUGGAUUUCCCUGGGCUUUAAAAAUGCCCAGGUGAAGAAAGUUGUGUCUUUAUCCGUCUCUUUGGUGGAAUACCUUUAUUGCGAGUUAGGCAUCUUCUCACUUGAGUGAUCAUUUUUAUUAAGAAAUUUAAAUUGUUAUGCAUGCUUGAUUUUAUUUUGCAUGUUCUCUUCCUAUAUUUAUUGUAAAAUACAACUAUGUGUACUGAUCAUGAGCUUAGUUGAGUAUUUUGUCUCAGAAGCUACUUGAAGAUGAAAGGAGGAAUUGGUCAGACUUUUAUCAAUGUGUUCUUUUUUCUUCAACGUAUUUUUUGACUCAAAAAGGGCUAUUCACAAUUUAUUUUUUAGACCUAGAUAUAUUUUUUUAAGUAGUUACUUAAGACGAAGAUAUUUUGAUUCUGGGGCACAGGAUAUUUUCCAACUCCGAGGUUAUAAAAUCCCUUUCAACAUACCCCAGAUUAACUAAAAUUUAUCAGUGAUCAGUUAUCAUUUAGACAUUUUUGUCAAAGAUAAGCUCUAACCAUGUUCCAUAAGUUUUCCGCAAUACCAUGUAAAUUGGACCGAUUAUAUUAAUCUGAAAAGUAAGCUUUUUUUUCAUUUUGCCUUUUCCCUUUUAUGUGUUGUCUUUUUUCUUGGAUAAUUCCUUCUGUUAAUGUGGGUUUUUUUCACAUGAAACCUGAUAGGUUUCACAUUCACGGGUUCCUAAAUAGAUUAAUGGUCUUCCUGGCAGGUAAUAGGGAGGUUUAAUCGUGCUCGAGCUGCUCAAUUGACACUUCCACACUAUAUUUGUCAAACACCAUUGUUUAUGCCUGUUGGUACACAAGGUCUACAAUUAUCUUUUCUUGCUCUUCUAAUGUUUAUGCAUGUUAUCCUCUCACCAUCAUUUUGACAUGUUAGGCACUAUAAGUAAAGCCUCUGCUUCUACUCUAUAAGAUAAAAAUCAUGAGUAUUUGACUUUUUUAAUUUGUUGUAGUUUCUAUCAUUUUUAAUCCUGAAGUCUUUCAAGGACUAUGUAGGUCAUAUAAAUCAUGAUCUUUCCUCAUAGUUUUGUCAACAAGUUUAUGAUUCAUCUAGGUAUCCUUUUUUCCUUAAUUUAGUAGCGAUUUAAUCAAUAUAAAUUCUAUUUGUGAGAUACUUAUUCUAUAGAAGAAGGUGCUCCAGCUGCCUUUGUCAUUGCUGCAGAAGGAGAGUCAAUGGGGUGGUGAAACACCACUUAUAAUGCUGUGCACCAUGGAAGUCAAAUUGUUGGAAAAAGGAAGGGGAACCGUUUAAGGUUCCCACUUCUCAAACAUAAGCUACAUUAGUGUUAGGCAUCUAGGCUAUUGAAAUGCGUAAAUUGCCCCUAAAAGACGAGUAUUGCUUGGGACAUUAUUAUAUUUUAAACAAUUCCAAUGAUUUCAUCGAUGUUAAUUAAUAAAAGAAUGAUAUAAGUGUUAGUAUAUCCCCACAUAAUUGUAAUAUCUAGGGCUUUUUGAAUUCUCCCUCAAGAUAUUGGGUCAAAAGAGGGAUGGAGGGAGGGAAGGAGUGAGGAACAACUCCAAAAAAAAGUUGAGACUCAAGUCUGUUCCAAAACUACUUAGGUGCAGCCGUUUCCAAAAUGCCAUGUUUGAUCCACUAUGAAGAAGCCUCAGUAUAAGACAGGUUCGUCCAGUUCAAGUAAUGUAAGUUCAGUUUCUAUAUCCAGCAGCCAAUGAAAGAAUGAUAAAACUAAAAAUCAUGAGGACAUUGUGUCCCAUGGCUAACCCAUUUAGCCCCUAUAUGGAUUUUAUGUAGACCUUGUGAUUGUUCGCAUUCUGGACAUCAUGCAGUCUUUGUGCCAAGUGAUAAAAGUAACUAAUUGUCGUUUAUACACCAUUUUCAGACAUAUUUUAGUCUCUUACUAGCAUGUAAUAUGGCUAUAACGUUUGGUAUAGCAGGCCUCUGCGCCUGGGCAAUGAGGGCCCCCAAUCGCAUGCAUAGUUCAAUGUGCUCAUCAGCACCUGACCUGGAGGUGUGAAUGCUAUUCAGAAAUGUGAAAAAUGGGUAUUUAAAUGUGCUUUUUGUGUUGGUAUCAGGCCAAUGAUCUGAUCAUAUGGAUUCUUAUAAUCUUCGUCUUUCUUGAUUGGUGAUCAACUCUAUAUCUUGGCUUAGCUACAAAUAUGGCUUGUUAUUUACUUAGUUUGCUUAUGGCACAAUCUUCUUGAUUCUGAUUUCAGUAGGUUUUUUUUUCUCCAGGUACAAUAAAAGGUUUGACUUAUAGCCAGCUUGAGGAUAUUGGCUGUCAAAUUAUACUUGGCAACACAUACCAUCUAGCACUCCGUCCCACUGCGGAGUUGAUUGAUGACAUGGGUGGUCUCCACAAAUUUAUGAAUUGGGAUCGGGCUUUGUUAACAGACUCUGGUGGAUUCCAAAUGGUGAUGAAGAUCUUCCUUUCUCUUCUAUGUUUUUCGAUGUAUACUCUACUAUUUACAUUCGCUAGUUCUUCAUCAUUCACGCUUGUAUCUCUCAGGCAAUACUAAUAGAAUGAUUUGCUUUUCUUAGGAUGGGUUUGAUGUAAUAAUUUCGCAAUAACAGUGCCCUUGGUGCUUAGGUGGGUUAUGUUUGUUCCUGUGCUGUGUUGAUAUGCACAUGGUGGCUCGGACAUUCCAUAAGAUCUGGGUGAUACAUCCUCAAACUAUUAGGAAACAAAGUUCUCUUGGUGGGGCAGGAAUUGACCCAUUUUAAAUUGGAUUCGGUGGUUUAAUCUGGCAAUGUGAUUGUUUUAAAAACAGCACAAAAGAAACCUUUAAGGAUGUAUUGGACAUUUUGUGGAGCACUAUUCCUUGAUAUAUCGUAAAACUUGUUAAUUUUCUUAUCUGUAGAUCCAAGAAUAAAAAAUACAGCGACGGUGUCUGCACUAAAUUUUGUAAAUUGUUGAUGUUGUCUGAGUCCUCAUAGUACCCAAAAACUGGAUCCCGCUUUAAUAGCUCCGAGUAAAUCAAAUACAUGCAUUAUGUUAUGAAUGUUUCUCAUCGGACAAGAAUGAAAGCACUUUUUUAUUCUUUCAUAUACCGGAGGAUUUCACUCGGAAAAGAAAAUGUGGGCGUGAAAACCUCAAUGAACUCAUGUGGACACUCCUUAGCCCUUUACAUAUUGAAGUUAUUAUAUGAACAUUAACUUUCUCGUGAUGCUUAUGGAGAAGAUAAAUAUCCUACCAGAGUGCUUUUCACUUUACGUUGCUCUCAUGGUUGGACUAUAUUUUCUUGUAUUCUUCUGAGAUAGCUGUUAACCAAUUAUUCGCAUCCAUCUUUUUGAUGCAACAGGUUUCUUUAUUGCAUUUAGCUGACAUCACCGAGAAGGGUGUGACAUUCCAGGUGAUGUUUUGUAUUUAUUAUGAUGAAUCAUCAUCUGCAUCUUGAAACAUAGACGAAGGGGAUAUGUAGGUCCUGGAAAACAGAUUAAAUUUUCAUUAAAAUUGAUUGUUUUCUAUGCCUGCUAUUAUUUAUACAAUUGCGUCCAUGUAUUCUUCAAAUUUGAUCUGCUAUAUAUAUAUAUAUAUUUGAGUAGUUAAAUUUAUGAACUAAGGACAUAAUACCAUUGUAACUUUAAGACCAAGAAUUUUCUACUGUUAUCCGAAGAAAGAAAAACGUUCUUCAUUUGAAAGAAGCUUAAUUUUGGAGAGUUAUCUGUUGUAUGUCUGUUCGAGCGAUUAGUUUGCAUAUAUUCUCAUUAACGGGCUUACAUGAAACUAGUUGAACGUAGCUUUGUUGAAGCUGAACAUAAUGGAUAUCUUUGCUCAGCAUGAGGGGAAAUGUUAAGAACAUGAGAAUAUUACUGUCUUUGCUUCCAUCUUUAAUCAUUUUUUAUGUUGUUUCCCCUCUGCCCUUGUAAUGGGAGUAUUUUUUUUCAUGCGAUCUCUACUGGGUCUGUCCUAUUUAAACUAGAUUGUUGGGAGCUGAUGCACACAUCUUUUUGGCUCCCUCCUUUUCUUUUGUCUUCUCCUCUCAAGAGUUUUAUUUACCAAAUAGUUUAUCCUUUUUGUACCUUGUUCCAUUCGUCUUCACCUUCAAUUCCAUGCAAAAAGCGUUUCAAUCCAUUUCUUUGCUAGUUAUAGGAGAACUAUUAUUUUAGUGCUGUCUGCAUAUUAUGUCUAAAGCAACAUGAGUCUCAAAUAAUAGGAGCAUUCUACAUGCGUUUUAAACCGUGCAAAUGCGUCUGUUUCAUACAUGUAAAGUAUGCAUUUCGCAUAGGUGUCUAAUCAUCAUUAAUACAUUUUUGAAGCCUUAAAAUGGCAUCAUAAUUGCUUUAGGAUUCUUACAUUCCAUAGAUUGACUAAUCCAAAUUUCAUUGCUAUGUUUUCAGUCACCGGCUGACGGCCAGCCAAUGCUUCUGACUCCUGAAGAAUCAAUUCAAAUCCAGGUAGUCAUAUCCUUUUCACUGUAGUAACUUCGUUUGGAGUCCUUGAAUUGUUUAACUUAAUUGCCAAACUGAAGGUGUCAUUCUCCAUAUUCUCUUCUCCACCGAAAUAUGCAACUAUAAUAUUUUUUUCUGCACCUUGUUAAAUUAUGUAACGGGGACAGCAUUUUUUCGAGAGCAUCUGACGUAACUUAAUUACCUUUUUGGAGAGUUUAACAUAUUGGAAUGGUGAAUUUUAAUACUGUUAUUCAAAUCAUACUGUCUAUGGAGAUCCGUCAUAAGUUUUUUGGGUCUUGAUGAAUUUUGACUAAAAUAUUUGCAGAAUAAAAUCGGUGCUGAUAUAAUCAUGGCCCUUGAUGAUGUCGUGAAAACCACCAUAACGGGUCCACGGGUAGAGGAGGCAAUGUACCGUACCCUUCGUUGGAUUGACAGGUGUAUAGCUGGUGAGAACAUGUUUUUCAUCUGCCUGAUGGUAUUAUUACAAAUAUUCUAUGCUCUAGCUUAUGGCUGUUUUUUCUGGUCUAAUGUAAUCAUCGAACAAGCAGAUACUUCAUUGUAAAGUCUCCUACCAGUUUCUUUGUGCCUAAUGAUGAAACUCAUGAGAUAGCUGAUUUUUUUGAAUUUAUUUGCCAGGCAUCCUUAAUAAAUUGAAGAUGGUCGCCCUGAAGAUAGUUUAAUCGUGUUGUGAAGACCUCACCACACCAAUAGUCUUUGGAAAUUUCCAAGCAUGGUUGGAUCAGUCUUUUACACAGUUGGUGUUCUUUGGUCCAUUAGACAUUGGAGAUUGCUAGGACUUUAUGCUUGCAAAAUCCUGUCCCAGUUGUGCCGCAAACAGAACAUCUGCCUGAUGAUUUAGCUGACGCAUAUCUAGUUUCUCUUCUGUGAUCUCUAACAAAGUAUAAAAUUAUCUUUAUCAAAAAAUAUAUGGCCUGAUCCAUUUUCUGAUUCCAAAAUGUUCUUGUAGACUACAUAAAAAGCCAAUUUAUGCUUGGGAAAUUCCGAAUCAAGGCUGACAUACAACCCUUCAGUGUUACGACCUCUGUAGAUCCAAAUUGGAAAAGAAGAUGGAAAAUGAAAAAAAACCAUAGACUAAACAAAGUGAAUUCAGCCUUCAUUAGAUAAGAAUAUUUGGGUCACUAAACAAGAUCCCUGAAAGAUGAAGAGUGUCGACAUUGUCCUGUCUCGACUAGAAGGAGAACAGGCUGCAUAGGAUGACCAUAUCAUGUAAGUCACACGCUUGACAAAAGGGUGCAAAGAAAAUUAACUUUAAAAGGAAUAGUCAGUAUUAGGUUACCUGUAAGAGUACAAUAUCUCAACUGUUAGUUCUUUAUCACGUCCUUGCUAAGUCUUGAUCUGUCAUAUGCCUUACUGAAGUUAAAAUUCAUCAAUCCAACCCCUGCUACUAAGCUUCGAUGAUAUGAUUGUGCAAUUGAUUGUCCCUUCCUGGUGCCCUGGCAUCAUAUCUAUUGCCAUCUGAUGACUUGGUCUGUCAGAAGCUGUCAGAGGAUAAUGUUCUUAUCACAACAAUCACCACAUUAAUGCCAUUACAUUGACUUAAUACAUUUCUAAGUUUUCUUCAAGCAUCCAGAUAGAAGGCAUCAGUUUUCGUGUAGGCUAUGAUUUAUAUGCUUUUUGUCAGGAUUUUAUAAAUAUAUUGACUAGGUGAAUUUAAAAUAAUAGUUAGAAUGUGAAGGCAGCAAGAGUGCAUAUUUGUUCAGAAAUCCUACCACUGUUGGCAUCCACUACUUCAAACUAUUGGCCGAUGUCCUCUUAAAGUAUCUUUGAUUUUCUAACCCUUCAUUACAUACUAACUCUUGUAAGGUUGUCUAUUCUCCUCCCUGAAUGUUGCUCGAUCCUGGCUGAAAUCUCCUCUAUUGACAAAUAUCUAAAUUAUUUUAUUCAUACUUCUUUCUUUUUGCACUUAUGCACAGAGCUAGGGACUUCGGAGACAUUUUUAUUUGUUAAACAUUAAAUUCACGUGUUAUUUUUUACUCCAAUUUAUUCCACCCAGUGUCAUUGGUACUAGAAGGUCCUAUACUAUCUGCAUUAUGAAGCACCAGUAGAGAGGAAAAAUGUGGCCAUUCUUGGAACCCGAUGAUCAAUAUUGGUCUCAGUUAUAGGGUUGGGAGUGGAUGAGCAGCAAACGAGAUUUCUUUGAAUAUUUGAAUGUUUUUUGUGCUGACGUGUCUCUUAUUUUCUGAUCACCAACAUUUUUCAUUUCAUAUUCAUAUCAUUUCAGGAAUAUUGAUUGCUUGGCAUAAUGUGUCCUCUGAACUUCUCCUUGCAAGCUUGCUUAUUCUUUUAAAUGGGUAUCUUUGUUUAAGUGACAUAUCUGUUUUCUAUUUUAAGGGCAGCUCAUCAGAGACCGCAUGAGCAAAACUUAUUUGGAAUAGUGCAAGGAGGAUUAGAUCCAGUUCUCAGGUGAAUAUACUCUUGUGAUUCAUACUGAAUAAUUACUCUUUUUUCAUGAUUGAAUAUAAAUGUACUUUUAUGUCUACAUAUGUUGGCAUCUGCACCAAGAUGCACUUACCAUGGAACGAUUUUUAAUGUUCGUCUCGUAUGUCUUACUGCCAGAGAUAUAUGCGUCAAGGGCUUGGUUGAGCGUGAUUUACCUGGGUAUGCUAAUCCAUCACAAAUAACUGAGUUAAUACUGUAUGAUUCAUGAGAUUCAUUUAUUUAUAAUUAUAACAGUUUUAAUUGUGAAAGAAACUGAUGCUAGUUACAUCUAUAAACAAAAUUUAAUUCUAAGAAAAGGACUCGAGUUGAAAAUUUAUUUCAAUACUCAUUCAAUAGUGGAUGAAUGAUUAAGGUGUUGAUCCAGGGCCUACACACUAAUUUUCAGAUACUAACAAUUUUCCUUUAGUUUCCGUGCACUGAGGAAGCUCCCCUCUAAUUUCAUGGAACUUAGGCAACCAAUUUUAGAAUUGGAAUUCUGAGGACACUAGAUUCGAACAGCUGUCUAACCUUACACAGUUUUACCCUAUUGAAGAAAGAACUUAUGAUCAUUUCUGCUGAACUGUAUGUAACUCUUACGAUAUAUAUAGGACUGUUUGGGUUUCUCUCCUACUAUCUUUAGAAGUCCUAAAAUUAAGCACGUCCAGAUAAGGCUUAUAAAAAAUGUAAAGUGAAAACAGUAACGGAAAACAGAACUUCCUAAAAGAUCUCCCACAGCCCUAAGUUGUAGGAAGAAUUCAUAUGAAGGAAAGGAGAUAUAUUUAUGAAUAUAUCUCUGUAAACGUCUCACAAAAUUCAUCACCUAUGUAAUAUAUUAAAAGAGAAUUAAAAAAAUACAAAUAAACUAAGCAACCAAUGGAGGUUGAGACCUUUAAAUGUUAAAAAUACGUGAUGAAUGCUCUGAAACUUUCUCUUAUCAUGAGAGAAAUUUGAAUGGUUGUUGGGAUCUUUCUGGCUUUCCUACUGCCGAAUUUUGCAUGCCUGAAAACUAGUUUUGGCCUUUUCUGUGUACAAUUGUUUGUGAGGUGAGAUGUUUUCUUCUUGAGGGUUUGUCACCUGACUUCUAAAAUCAAGCUCCGUGUGUACCUUUCAAUUUAACGUUCACCUCUACUAUUCAACCAUGAUACACUGGAACGGAUUUCCAAUAAAACGUGUUCAACAUUUGCUCAUUUAUUAAGUCAUAAUGUGAUAAUUUGAUAACCAUCAAUAAGAUUUAGUAGAUCACUGUUUUUUUAUCAUCAAAAUAUUAUUGACCUAUAGUCAACGUAAGCUAGGUCCAAUCUGAAUCAUUUGAUUCUAUUUGUAUGUGAAUGAGCAGAUAUACUGUUUAAGAUUAAGUUAAGUAGGAACACUGUUUCGUGUUUCUUCCUUCUGGUGUUGUCAAAUGUGGUCUUUUUUAUAUCAUUUACAGAAAUAUGUAAAAGUUUAUCCCCUCAUUUACAGAAAAUAGCAUUUAACAUCUGAAGUACAGUGAAGAAAUCACUUAUUAGAAAUCUAAGUUCCAACUUACUUUCAAAGGUUUCCGUGGUAAUGCUUGUCCUAGAGAUGCUAAUUGCUUGCUUUUAGGAUAUUUUACUUUUGUGGACACUUCUAUAUCUUCGAAAAGAAACCUCUCCCCUUACGGUUGGAACAUUUCAACGAAUACGCGAAAAAUUGCACCAUCCACAUUUUUUCAAUUUGUAUGCCAUAGUGACGAACAUAGUUCUAUCUGCGGUCUAAUGAGCACAUCUUGAGUGAGUGGCUGUGUUACCUGGGAAGGCUGGUUUAUCAUUUUGACUGGUUUUGCACAUUUUGCAAAGGGUGUGUACCUAACACAUAUGGGAAAUUCAAGAAGGCCAGAGGAUUUUACCUAUGCCACUAAAUGGAAAACGUGAAAAAGAAAUAACCCUGAAUAGUAGACAGCGCACAAUAGGGGGAUUGAGGUUAAUUAGAAUGUCGUAGUUAAUUAAUAGUAAUCUGGCUGGCAGCACAUCUUUAAUGUGUGUUGAUGUUUGGGCAAGAUGUUGGGGCAUGUGAUGAAAAUGUUUUCUAUCUUUUUACUAACCAAGGCAUCAGUAGCUGGCUGUUACUUUUAGGAGUCAUUAAUUUUAGUUGUAUUUGUCCCUAAGGAAUGUUUAAACUUGAUAUACAUACCGUAAUUUAUUCCAAGUGGUUGGUACAUGUGCAAUAAAUGGCGGCUAUCAUAGACUUUCUGCAUAAGCAGGUCAGCUCCAACUCUUUUUAGAAAAAUGAUAGGUAGCUCUUCUCUUUACUAUAAUUACUUACAAACUUUUCCCCUAAUAAACUCCACCCAAACUGUUAAUGUUUUGACCAAUAUUUAAACUUUAGUGAGUCUUCGAGUGGAGCGAAUUAACUUCUAAAGGAGCUAAUCUAUUUGAUUCACAUCUGUGGCAGCUACGCUAUUGGUGGUCUUUCGGGGGGUGAAGACAAAGAUUCCUUUUGGCGUGUUGUUGCACAGUGUACUGCUGCAUUACCUGAGGAUAAACCACGAUACGUAAUGGUGAUGGUUCUUUCAUCCCAACAUAUGUUCAUCUAUACGUGAAAAAGAGACAACCAAGCUUGUAUCUUAUCAGAAACAGGCUUCUCUUGGUCGUCGCAUUGUUCAUUUUCUCUAAUUCUGUAUGGCUCUUGUUCUUCAGGGUGUUGGUUAUCCUCUUGAUAUUGUAGUAUGCAGUGCUCUGGGUGCUGACAUGUAUGACUGUGUGUACCCAACACGAACCGCUCGCUUCGGCACAGCACUCGUACCUGAGGUAGUCUCUUAGUUCUCUUUCAAGUUAAUCAAUCAGGUCUUUCAAAUUUGUUACAUUUGUGUCCCAUACAUGAAAAUAUCAGCAUGCAUUAAAUUGAAGCAUACAAACAUUCACAAGAGGCAACCGAAAGUUUGUGAGGACUGUAGAAAACAUAAACAUAGAGAGGGAUAAUUCCCUAGCCUUUGAUAGAACAGAGAGAAACAAAGGAGGGAGAAAGAAGAAUCCUCUGUCCCAAAGAACAGAGGGAAGGAGUGGCGGAAAGACACCUCAAGUCUUUCUCUCACCCACUAGGUCCCAUAAUAGGAACAAACCCUAACAAUGAAUUUCCCAAAAUACCCUUUAAUCUAAUUACCCUUACGCCUUCUAACAAGCACCAUGCAUAUUACGCAAGUCCCAAAUGUCACAGUAAUGCAUAGUAAGAAACAUUUCCAAGUGCAAAGGAGUGAAAGUUGAGAUUGACUUAAAUAAGUAGAGAAACGAAAGUCCUUUAGUCAACUACCACAUGCUGCGCGGCUACAUUGAUUUUGGGUCCCUUAGAUUGCCUAGUGGCUACUUUCAGACCAAUACAACACAGCUCCCCCUUACAAACCAACACCCCCACCUUCCCUUCCUCCCAAUAGGUCCUACCCUGACCCAUAACAUUUUCCCAAAGCACGUGACGUUUCCUCAUCUGCCUUUCUUGGCUUCCUCAGCUACCCCGUGUUCCCCCCUCCCUUCGCUACCUCCACGCGUGCAGUCAUUCUGUUGUAGCUUCUUCUCAAGGCAGUAGUAUUGACAAGAAUUAAACUGAUGGACUGGCAUGGCCUGUGAGGGAGGAACUCAUAGCAAACGGUAGGUACGUUUUGGGGGACUAAGAGCCAAUGAAAACUAAUGAAGGUUUCUUUCCUGUAGACCGGUUUAUUGUGACCUAAAACCAAUAAGCAUAUUUUAUAAACAUGGCUAGACAAGUGAACUAAUUGAGUGAGAUGACUGGCUAAGAACCCACACGUAUCAUUCCAUUGGUGAUGUGCCAUAUGAAAUUUUGUCAGCUGCAUCUUGUCGCAUCUUUGUUACAGAAGUUGUAAUCUCUAUAUGCUUUAUUCUAAAAGUGGGGUUUGACUUUUUGUUGUGGAUGCCUGCUUUUUUUCUCGAUCUUAAGGGGUUUGGGGUGAUAGCAUGGGUCUGUUUUUCUACCUUCGUGCAGACCGUCUAAGCUCCCCCAAUCAUAUACUGGACGAAUAUUGGGAUAGGAUAAGUGAAAAAUUAAGAUCCUUGUCCUGUUUUAUUUCUUUCCCAGGGUGUGUUGAAACUUAAACACAAGGUAAUGGCCAAUGAUGAACGGCCUAUUGACCCUACAUGCUCAUGCAUGGUAAGUUGACUUCAUCAGAAAUUCUCGAAUGUCAACGCUCCUUCUCUUUUACAUGAUGGGAUUCUGCUUACCUCCUGCUUCAUAGGUAUGCAAAACUUACACGAGGGCUUACCUACAUUGUCUCGUAACCAAAGAUGCUCUGGGUUCUCAACUCCUCUCAUAUCAUAAUCUGGCAUAUAUGAUGAGGGUACAGUGGAAUCUCCUCAUGUAUCGCUGUCUCAUGUUUAUUUCCUGGUUAACUAAUGAUCACUCUCUCUGUCUCUUCCUGCAGCUUAGCAAGGAGCUGCAUCUGUCCAUAGUUGAAGGGCGAUUCCCAGAGUAUGUCUUCUCUCUUCCUUCGCUACCAGUGAAAUGAGUUUUAUAUCUAGUUUAAUAUAACUGACUGAACGAUGGCUUUCUCUCUGGUUGUCUCCUUACUAGUUUUGUGCGGGAGUUCCUGAAGGCACAGGUACUGUAAGACCCACUCUUUUCUCGUAUGACAACCAAGCCCUCAAACAAUGCCUGUUUCUUACCAAUGUUUGCUGGCAGAACGCCUUUUAGGGAAAAUGUUAUUGUGGAAUCAGCCACUUUAGUUCAUUUAUAGAGAGAGAGAGAGAGAGAGACAGUGAGACAGAGACAGACAGAGAAGGUGACGGAGACAGAGACAGAGACAGAGACAGACAGAAGAGAGAGACAGAGAAGGGGAGAGAGAGAGAGAGAGGGAGGGAGGUCCCAAGUUAGCAAAUAUAGUAUGUUUUUGGAGUGGAAAAGCUCUUCACAACCAAUGUUAAAAAACCCAUCCCAAUCUUCUCACAAUGAUCAUUACUAUAUUCAUCUCAUGCCAGUGGUGUCCCCCCUAAACAUCAGAGUUUUUUCCUUAUUUCGUCUUGUAGUUCCCCAGGGGCGACGUCCCAGAAUGGGUCUGCAACGCCAUGGAGGUUGCCGGGAUCGACAUAUCCUCCUGCUGUGCUCACUUAUCUGCACCCGUCUACAAGGCCUCGGCCAUCCCCAAUUGCUGA